UGCUGUUCCCGCCCCUGUCCAGACGCCAUCUUCCUGCGGGCAGUUGGGCAGCCGUGUUGCUAGUGGUGUUUGAAACGGUUCUCCUAACGGCGGCAGGUUACAGAAUUCAGUUACAAUGGGAAACAUCUUUGAAAAGCUGUUUAAAAGUCUAUUUGGAAAAAAAGAGAUGCGGAUCCUUAUGGUGGGUUUAGAUGCAGCUGGAAAAACCACCAUCUUAUAUAAAUUAAAACUGGGAGAGAUUGUGACGACCAUCCCUACAAUAGGUUUCAAUGUGGAGACAGUAGAAUAUAAAAAUAUCAGCUUCACAGUCUGGGAUGUUGGUGGCCAGGACAAAAUUAGACCUUUGUGGCGACAUUACUUCCAGAACACCCAAGGUCUGAUUUUUGUAGUUGACAGUAAUGACAGAGAGCGGGUUAACGAAGCCCGGGAAGAACUAACUAGAAUGUUAGCAGAAGAUGAGCUCCGAGAUGCAGUUUUAUUGGUGUUUGUAAAUAAACAGGAUCUUCCCAAUGCCAUGAAUGCAGCAGAAAUAACGGACAAGCUCGGCUUACAUUCCCUUCGUCAGAGAAACUGGGCCAGUUACCUGUUAAAUCAGUGAGAUCCUCUGGUUUUCCUCUUCUGCCCUCUACAGUGGGUGGAGCUGUGGAUCCUGCCUUUCUCCUCUGCACAGGCCUCUCCUGCCUGGCCCUACUCAUCAGCAGGAAGGUUGGGGCCAACUCUUCCACCCAUUGGUCCCCUGGGAACCACUGCAGCAGGAAGUGUACCUAUGGGCCCCGGUAGUCUCCGGGAAUACUUAGCUUCCAUCUACCUGCAACAAGCUCAAUUCAGCAUUUGUGGAACAAGAGCUUUCACACCUGAAAAGGAAAACGGUAUGUGUCACCUGGGGACAGUGAGAUGAGGCAUGCACAGGCUCGGUGUAGUGCCUGGCACCAAGGAUACUCAGGUAGAGCUAAGGUGGAGCAGACAUGAUGGGGUGGGGGGUCACGGACCAGGGAGGAAACAAGGACUGCCAGUGAGGGGUGUGUGUGUGUGUGGGAAGAGGAGAUGGAUUCUGGGGAGAAAGUUCUCUUCAGGACCCUCAAAAGCUGCUCUGAGAACCCACCCUUACAGGAACUCUAGGGGUAGUCAUGCUGCAAGGAAAUCGGAGCACUAGGCAAUUUAUGGACCAUCUGACCGGCUUUUUCAUCAGGAAAAAUAGAUGGUAGCACAGGCUUUGGCAGCUGCACUUCUUUGACCUGCCCUUGGCAGCAGCACCCUUCCCUUUGAGAGUUUCCAGUCAGAAAACUGCAGGGCCUUUGAAGACAGGACACAGACUCCAGAAAAGUAAUGCCCAGGCCAGAGGACCAGUGCCUGCACUGAGCAAACCAGCAGAACCUGGGACUGUUUGCCAACCCUGGGCCGUGACCCCAUCCCCAGAGGCAUUGCCUUCUCUGUCCCGUGAAGCUGCCCCUGCCCUCCCUAAUGCAGGUACAGCCUUUGUCAUACAGCACAGUUAGAUGUGCAGGUUCUGGGGCCAGACUACCCGGGUUCACAUCCAGCUUUCACAUACACCAGUCAGGUCCCUUGGGCAAGCUACUUGGCCCCACUGUGCCUCUGGUUUCUGCACUGUAUAGUGGAGCAGCAGGGGCUUAGGGAGUUACUGCUUGCGAGGUACCUGCAACAGUGCCUGGCAUUUAACAAGCACUCCACAAGUGCCAUCUACGUGGCCAGCUGUGCACAGAUCUGGGUCUUGGGGUCAUCUCUGUGUGCCUGAUGCCCUGGGUCCUUCUUCCCUUUAAAAAUUUUUGCUACUGUUCUUUAUUCUUUUUCCCCUCUGUACAGGGAAUCAAACCUAGGGCUUUGUGCAUGCUGUGUUCUCAGCCCUUCCAUUUUAAAAGCCGUCUCUUUGUUUCCCUGUCUGUCUCUUGUUUUCCUUCUCCCUUUUUCAGCAUGUGAUUCAUUCAACAAACAGGAAUACAGCUCCUACCAUGUGCAGGCACUUAGGAGGAGGUGGGUGCUGGGGGCACAGAUAUGGAACAUACAGAGCCCUGUCCCGGACUCUAGGGGCCAGGGCUAGUCACAGUAGUAGCAGUUGGUCUGUGCUGCUGCUGUCUUCACUAUUACUACGGUGGGUCAGUCUAGAGAAACCCAGGCCCUGAAGACUGAGCUCCCCCAGGCCCCACAGGAGACAGGGCUGCUAUGGCCCUCAAUCUCCAGGGAGAACCGGAAGGCUGCCCCAGAGGAGACCAGCAGCGGGCAGCUGACCUGAGAGUCUGGCUGAGAGUGAAGGGAACUACUGGUUGACAGUGUAACUAUCAUAUACCCAAAAGCUCCUUGGCCAGGCAGCUCUAUCCUGCUGAUGACAGACCCACGACUCACUCCAGAUCAUGCAGGACCAGACCCUGAAGGUAAUAGAUACCAUGGGAAUUUGGGGAAGCUCACCUCCCAUCAUGUCCCACUUACCAGAGCCACAUGUAUGUUCUCACAUACCUCAGAGCCCUUUCACAUGCUGUUCAUCUGAGCUUGCCCACCCCCCGAUCUCAGGCCUCCUCCGUCUUUCAGUGUCACGCGUACCCUUCAAGAACCAGUGCCCAGUGACCUCCUCUGGGACAGCUUCUUCCGUGUUCCAGCACAUAAGGAGCCCCUGCUUCUUCCAAGUUUCCAAUGCUUUCUACAUACUUUUACUACCACAGUUGUCACAUUGAAUAACUAUUUGCUUAUGGGCCUCCCCCACCGCCACCACUAUAGACAGUGAGUUCUUAAGACAAACAUCUGGGCUUCAGUUUUUUCUAUGGAAUCGAACACAUAGUUGGCACUCAAAAACUGUGUGCCAAGGGGUGGAUGGCCACCGAGGCCAUCCUCCACCUCUGCAUAAGUCUUGACCCAGAGCAGCCUCUGCUCAAAGCCUGGCCUAGAGAGGCAGAUAUCCUUGGAGGGUGAGCAUUGAGAGGGCCAGCUGGAUACAAGGAUAUAGAAUAAAAAGGCCUCUCUCUUAUUGAAGGCCAAAGAUCUAGGCUCUUUUUUUCCUACUAAUAAGCGGGAUGACUUGUUUGGAACAGUCUAAGUGUAAAUGCAUAUGAUGAGUUUGAGCUCAGAAGUAGCUGAGCCUCCUGUUCCCAUCUGAAGUGACCCACAAACCUGAAACUGUCUUUGCUGGAGAGGAAGUGAGAUGAGGCUUCCCACACAGAAAUCCAGGAGGGACACCUCAGAGGCCACCGAGCAAAAGCCCCAGAGCAGUUUAAUUUCUCUUUUGUAAUGCAAAAACAUAAAAUGUUCCACUUGUUGCCUUUAACAUGGAGAACAGAAAACAAACUGAUUUAACAAAUGAAGGAAUUAAUUAGAAAAUAUUCCUUCAGUUGUAUGUGAUGAGCAACCGAAUAGACAGCAGGGAGAGAGACUGGAAAGGGGAAAAAGAAGGGAGAUAGCAGCCCGGAGAGGGGAGAGAGGAGAAGGAAAGAGGAGGUGAGGGGAGAUGAACCCAGAAACUCGUCCAUGCACACACAUACACAUGUGUUGACCGUAUCAAAGACUUGCUGUUUAAGAUUAAUGCUUGACUUUUGUUUGCUUGUUGUUGUUUUGCCAUGGUAAGAGUGAUCUUGAGCACAUUUCUCUGUUGCUUUCUGGCUUCUACAAUGAGAAAUUACCAGGGAGGGGUGAUGCCUCUGUUAGUAAUGAUCAUUUUCUUUGUAAGCCUGUUUUUCCCCUCCUCUGGAAACUUUAAGACCUUCCUUUAUCUUCAUAUGCAUCACCAUGAAGUUAGUGUGGGUCUUUCUUCAUUCACUGUGUUGGGUGCUUAUGGUGCUGCGAAUCAAGUCCAAAGCCUCCUAACAUGCUAAGCGCGCUAUCACCGAGCUAUGCCCAGCCUUCAAUGGGCUCGUGAUGGUUGAUUAUGUCAAUUUGAGAAGUUUGGUUAAGAGAAGCUUAACUAAAUCAGCUCAGCAAUUCCACAUUUCCCCACCCUAGGGUGGCUCAUCUCUUGGAUAGUAUAAAGGAGAAAUGAAGGACAGAUCAUCAUCUGUUCUUCUGAGGAGUUCUGGUCUUCGCUUUUACCUUGGCUUCUAGAGCAGACUCUGGCUUCUGGAACAGAUCCUUCAGCCUUCUGGCAUAGACUCUUCCAUCUUCCCUCACAGACCCAUCAGCCUCCUGAUGCACACUCGCAUGCAUGGGACACUGCAGUGAG
This is a messenger RNA of Fukomys damarensis (Damara mole-rat), 4159 nucleotides long. RefSeq names its product ADP-ribosylation factor 2. The coding region runs from base 116 to 598 and encodes 160 amino acids. The record is from RefSeq and is a predicted model, not a curated record. Gene Ontology annotation, cellular component: cytoplasm; plasma membrane. Gene Ontology annotation, biological process: intracellular protein transport; vesicle-mediated transport. The transcript has 6 exons. NCBI's taxonomy places the organism in Eukaryota, Metazoa, Chordata, Mammalia, Rodentia, Bathyergidae. Gene Ontology annotation, molecular function: GTP binding; GTPase activity.